This is a messenger RNA of Trichomycterus rosablanca, 636 nucleotides long. Its product is annotated as zinc finger protein 79-like. The annotation marks the transcript as partial. Gene Ontology annotation, molecular function: RNA polymerase II cis-regulatory region sequence-specific DNA binding; DNA-binding transcription factor activity, RNA polymerase II-specific. NCBI's taxonomy places the organism in Eukaryota, Metazoa, Chordata, Actinopteri, Siluriformes, Trichomycteridae. Gene Ontology annotation, biological process: regulation of transcription by RNA polymerase II. The transcript is spliced from 2 exons. The record is from RefSeq and is a predicted model, not a curated record.
AUGUCUUUUGAGAAUGCAGGAGAGAUACCAUAUCACUGCUUAGAGUGUGGAAGCAGUUUUUCUCAACAGAAUACGCUCCAAAAACACCAGCGCAUUCACACAGGAGAGAAGCCAUAUCACUGCUUAGAGUGUGGGAAGAGUUUUACUAUGCAGAGUAAUCUCAAACAACACCAGCGCAUUCAUACAGGAGAGAAGCCAUAUCACUGCUUACAGUGUGGAAGCAGUUUUUCUCAUCAGAAUAUGCUCCAAAAACACCAGCGCAUUCACACAGGAGAGAAGCCAUAUCAGUGUUCAGAGUGUGGAAAGAGUUUCGCUCAAAGUGGUGACCUUAAAGUACACCAGCGUGUUCACACAGGAGAGAAGCCGUAUCACUGCUCAGUGUGUGGAAUAAGUUUUACUAAACGAUGUACACUCCAACAACACCAGCAUAUUCACACAGGAGAGAAACCAUAUUACUGCUCAGAGUGUGGAAAGAGUUUUAUUCAAAGUAGUGCCCUUAAAGUACACCAGCGUAUUCACACAGGAGAGAAACCGUAUCACUGCUCAGAGUGUGGAAAGAGUUUUGCUCAACAUGUUAACCUCAAAAUACACCAGCAUAUUCACACAGGAGAGAAGCCGUAUCACUGCUCAGUGUGU